Protobothrops mucrosquamatus (brown spotted pit viper) is the source of this 715-nucleotide messenger RNA. RefSeq names its product transmembrane protein 11 (gene TMEM11). The transcript has 2 exons. Lineage: Eukaryota; Metazoa; Chordata; Lepidosauria; Squamata; Viperidae. Gene Ontology annotation, biological process: inner mitochondrial membrane organization. The record is from RefSeq and is a predicted model, not a curated record. Gene Ontology annotation, cellular component: mitochondrial inner membrane. Bases 1 to 627 code for a protein of 208 amino acids.
AUGUCUCACGAGAUUCAAGUCAUGCGGUACAAGGUCGACCAGAGAGGUUACAUGCGUUGUGCCACUUCACAGGAUUCUCUGACAACUAACUCUGCCCUUUCUUCCAACAGGGUCUCCUUAUCUGCCACGGACUGUUAUAUUGUUCACGAAAUCUACAACGGGGAGAAUGCCCAGGACCAGUUUGAAUACGAGCUGGAGCAAGCUUUGGAAGCCCAGUACAAGUACAUUGUGAUUGAGCCCACCCGCAUCGGGGACGAGACGGCCCGCUGGAUCACGGUGGGGAACUGCCUGCACAAGACGGCGGUGCUGGCGGGCACGGCUUGCCUCUUCACCCCUCUGGCUCUCCCCGUGGAUUAUUCCCACUACAUCUCUCUGCCGGCCGGCGUGCUCAGCGUGGCCUGCUGCACCCUCUACGGGAUCUCUUGGCAGUUUGACCCCUGCUGCAAGUACCAGGUGGAGUACAACGCCUAUAAACUCUCCCGCCUGCCCUUGCACACGCUGACCACCUCCACCCCCGUCGUGCUAGUGAGGAAGGACGAUCUGCACAGGAAGAGACUGCACAACACGAUAGCCCUGGCGGCCCUGGUGUACUGUGUAAAGAAGGUGUACGAACUCUACGCCGUAUGAUCGCGGCCGAGACAGGGGGCAAACUCAGUCCGAACCAAUAAGGUGUAUUAAGGACUCCUACAGGAACAUUCGACUUUUUUUCCUCUUG